CUGUGGCGCUUGCACCGCUUUUGCGAACAGUGAAUGCGAGGAACAGAGAGAAUCCACUGGCAGCAUAGGGAACAAAAACCUUCGUUCUUGUGAACGCAUGUUUUUGGUAAGAUUUGACAGUGCCAUGUCUGUGCAGUCGAAUGGCAAGCGUCAGAUAGUGUAUCAGUUCCGUCAUCUUGUUUGCUUGGCUGUAAUUAACAGUAUCUUCCAUUAAAGUCAUCAGUUUCAGUUUACUGCAAACUAGUUGGGUAGAUGUCAUCUCCAGGUAUCACGGCAUUUUCACCUAGAAAUUCGUAACUUUUUCCAAACGGCGAUUCUAGUGUACUGUGGUGCAUUGUACAACUAAAGUCCAAAACUCUUUGGCUUUGCCUCUCUCUCCCUUCUCCCUCCCUUCCUCCCAUCCCCUCCUCCGUCGGUGUGGCUCAGAGACUCUUUGACAGCCAUCUUGGAUCGUUUUUUUUUUCUCUUGCUCCGUGCUGGCUAUGUUGUAUGCUUUAGUCCGUCGUCGUUUUUGGUCGCUGUUCACUCGUGCUACACAUCGCUCGCCCUAUGUUGGGUAAAAAUAUCCGGAAUCGACAGAAGAAACGAAAUUUUGUGUGAACCUCAUCUCUGAUUGAAUAUUGAUCACGUUCAACCAUUUUGUGUCAAGUGAUUUUUACCACUGGUUUAAACCGGUUAUUUCUCCCCUUAUUCUUUCAACAAAUUCUCAGUGUCCUUCGUGGUACACUUUAAGACGGGGAAGAACGGAGUUAGUGAGUGUGUAUGUGUCUUGUGGCUGUUUGAGAUUGCAGUUGAUUUUCCAUUGUUGAAUGUGAAAGAACAGUCGCAAUAGCGGAAAAUCAUAUUGCCAUGUUUCGAACGGUGAUGCCCAGUCGACGUCAGUUUUGAACUGUGCACGAUUUGUCAUUUGGACUUGGAUAAAAAAAAAAAAAAAACGACAAACAUAUUUGUGUGAUAAACCUAUCAUGGAAACUGAAGACGAUUCACCGGUUGUUGAUCUUUCCGUCAGUAGGAAACCGGCGGAGACCGUGAAUCAACAGCGCGAGCAACAACCUUUCAAGUUCGAUUUGGCUGACCUGCCUCAGGACUUGUCCGUCCAUCGCAGCCAUUUCAGCGCUCUGGCUUCUAAUCCGACACCUGCUCACGGAGGAGGAGCGGGUUUCAGUGGCAAUGGCAACGGCGUUAGCCGGACUGCUUUGAGUCCUCUUCCAGUUCAGGCUCAUUUGCAGUCUCCUUUCAUUCCACUUCACCAUCGAUCUGGAGGAGUCACCCCAACCAACAAAAAUCCUUGGCCAAAAGACGAAAUCCAGGUGACACGCAUCGAAAAGCCUAAAGAUCGCGACGUCAGUAAAGAAAUUGAUCGGCCGAUGAAAGAUGAAAUUGAAGUAGUUCACUUAAAAGAUGGAUCACGUUCGUCCAACCGACGGUCAUUUCGCCCUCUUUCGACACGCUCGGAGAACAACCAAAUGCCCUACAAUGUGAAAAACUCCGACGAAGGACGUGUUAAUGGUUACAGUAAUGGUUACGGUAGUGCUAGCGAUAUGGAGAUAAACGAUGAAUUGCCCGAUGAUGAUGAUCUAAGCGAUGACGCCAUGGAUGGUAACCUGGAAGAUUUACCUAUGCCACCAUCGCCAGCUAGGAAGGAAAUGACUGAAACAGAGAGGCUAGAAAGUAAGCUGCUUAUACAGAGACUGCAAGCUGAACUGAGGACCGAAGAAAUGCGAUUGGUACUGCUCAAAAAGAUAAGACAAACUCAACUUUUAGCAGAUCAACAGCAGCAGCAACAACAACAGCAACAACAACAACAACAGCAACAACAACAACAACAGCAGCAGCAGCAACAACAGCAACAACAGCAGCAGCAGCAGCAACAAACGAACCUGACAAUUGCCUCGAAUUCUCACGAAGUCAAAACAGGAUCGUCAGCAAAUAGUUCGAAACAGCCUCAUCCGGCCCAUUUGUCGAUUUUGUCGCCUCAACAACAGCAUCAUAAUCUUCACGGAGCGUCGCACUUGAAAUCAAGCAGCAAAAACAAUAGCCACAUAACUUCGUCGCCGUCUUCCAGAAAUAGUUCAAAUUCACAAAAUUCGUCUCGCCAUGCCACCAACGUUGCUAAUAUGGCUAUGAGUUUGCUACACCAGCAGCAGCAACAACAGGGACAUCGCGGUACGAGCAAUAGCGUCUUAUCGCCGCUUAUGCAGCACCAACAACUUCAGCAUCAUCAACAGCAAUUGCUGAGAAAUUCGACAGGAUUACUAGCUCAUAGCAGAGCACCCAUUACGACUCCUCCCAAUGUAGUAAUGGGAUUAGCAAUCGGAUCUGGUGCACCAUCGCCUUCGUCUCCGAACGUCCAGGGACACGACAAACGUGAUAACGUGCGAAAUAACACCUCUUCGCCGAACGUUGCGCAGUCUGGCUCCUCCAGCACGCUUGGGCUUCAUCAUCAUUCAAGUGCUUCUAGCUCUCGGCAAAGUGAAGAUCCCCAAACAGCUGCACAAAGACAAGCGGCUGCCAAGUUAGCUUUAAGAAAGCAAUUGGAAAAGACUUUACUUCAGAUUCCACCACCGAAGCCCCCUCCACCCGAGAUGCAUUUUAUCCCCAAUCCGAACAAUACGGAAUUCAUCUACUUGUUGGGAUUGGAGGCUGUCGUCGAUCGACUGACGCAGGGUGCCGACCACCCAACUCCACCUGUCCCGUUCAUUUGCUCUCAGUGUGGCACAGACUUUUCUUCACUGUGGAAAUGGGAUAAGGCUGCGACACUAGAGAAACCAGCAGUUAUGUGCGACCAGUGUGUGACCAAUAACGUCAAGAAGGCGCUCAAAGCGGAACACACCAACAGGUUGAAAACGGCGUUUGUCCGAGCCUUGCAACAAGAGCAAGAAAUUGAACAACGUUUGGCUCAAGGAGGCAACAUCAGUCCACCAAUUCCGCAUCAUCAAAUGCCAGCGCCGUCACACACGUCCGUCAGUGUCCAUUCCAAGGCUUACGACUCUCUACCAGCAUCAACACAAAUUAUCCCGUUCUCGACGAAAUCGUCCAACAGUGGGCCACCAGCUCCAGCUCACAGUCCUUUGGUGGGAUCGCACUCGGCUGUCAGCCUGAGCAUAGCCGUUGGAAAGGAUCGACUAGAACGAGAACGGGAUCGUGAGAGAGAACGUGAAAGAGAAAGAGAAAUCCGUGAACAUCGCGAAAGAGAGAGAGAACGGGAUCGUGAAAGAGAACGAGAGCGUGAACGUGAACGAAAUGAAAAUAGAGAACGUGAAAAGGAGAGACAAGCAAAUGCAGCCGCAGCUGCUGCUGCCGCCGCCGCCGCCGCUGCAUCCGCCAGUUUCGAUUUUUCGAAAAUGCCCGAUCCAAACAAACUGUUCGGGCAUCAGAUGUCUGCGAUGCAAAAUGCACUGCAAGCCCAAUUGCUGCGAGGUAUGGGAUUGCCGGCGGGGUCAACGUCCAUGUCGAGUCACGCACACAACCCUCUUCUGAAUCCGUUCUCGUCCUUGCUGUAUCCCUAUCAGCUGGCAAUGGCCGCUUCGGCUGCUCAAGCAGCCGCGCAAGGUAGAGGCAAUAGUGGCGGCGGAGCUGGAGGGUCUGGUGGCAGUGGCAACAGCAAUCGAGACAAUAGCGCAGCGGCUUUCACGGCUGCGAGUCUGGCUGAACUGCAACGCCAAUAUCUUCUGGACAUGCUGCCACACCUGCCUAACAUGGCUGCAGCAGCGGCCAGCAGCACGGGCUCCCGGUCUUCACAGGGCCAGAGCCAGGGUCAUGGCGAUGGUCGUCCCAACUGGAAAUCCUGAGCUGGACGUACCCUACUUUACAAACGUUUCUCCUUUUUUUCCCCUUUUUUCUUUCUUUUUUUUUUAUAGCUCCUCUCAUGGACAUUGCAUUCGCACAGGCAGCAAUUUGACUAGCCUGAGCCAAGAUAUCUUUGUUUAUUUUUUUUUAUUUUAACAUUUCUUACGGUCUCGUUAUGAAUAUUCACCCAUUUUUCUAUUGA
Daphnia carinata is the source of this 3991-nucleotide messenger RNA. RefSeq names its product transcription factor dcp-66-like. The transcript is spliced from 9 exons. The record is from RefSeq and is a predicted model, not a curated record. Gene Ontology annotation, cellular component: NuRD complex. NCBI's taxonomy places the organism in Eukaryota, Metazoa, Arthropoda, Branchiopoda, Diplostraca, Daphniidae. The coding region runs from base 966 to 3791 and encodes 941 amino acids. Gene Ontology annotation, biological process: negative regulation of transcription by RNA polymerase II.